Messenger RNA from Sphaerodactylus townsendi, 4073 nucleotides. RefSeq names its product potassium channel tetramerization domain containing 12 (gene KCTD12). The transcript has a single exon. NCBI's taxonomy places the organism in Eukaryota, Metazoa, Chordata, Lepidosauria, Squamata, Sphaerodactylidae. Gene Ontology annotation, cellular component: postsynaptic membrane; presynaptic membrane. The coding region runs from base 148 to 1092 and encodes 314 amino acids. Gene Ontology annotation, biological process: regulation of G protein-coupled receptor signaling pathway; protein homooligomerization. The record is from RefSeq and is a predicted model, not a curated record.
UGCGCCGCCUCCCGGCCGUACAUAAACGCAGCCCCGCUCGCCGCCAGCCAGCGCCGGCAGACGGAGGCGAACGAGCUGCCCCCGGGAGGGAAGGACGCCCCGAUCGGCGGCCAGGAGGAGGAGGAGGAGGAAGGCGCCGGGCCGGCCAUGGCCUUAGCCGACAGCGCCCGGGGGCUGCCCAACGGCGGCGGCGGGGCGCGCUCGCAGCCCGAUCCCUCAUCUUCGGCGGCGCCGUCGCGGGGCGAGGCGGCCGCGCCGGAGCUGGUGGAGCUGAACGUGGGCGGCCAGGUGUACGUGACCCGGCUCGGGACGGUGUUGUCGGCGCCGGGCUCGCUGCUGUGCCGCCUCUUCUCGCAGCCGGACGCGCCGACGGUGCCCCGCGACGCCAAGGGCCGCUUCUUCGUGGACCGCGACGGCUUUCUGUUCCGCUACAUCCUGGACUACCUGCGCGACCGGGACCUGGUGCUGCCCGAGCGCUUCCCGGAGCGCGGCCGCCUGCGCAGGGAGGCCGAGUACUUCCAGCUGCCCGAGCUGGCCCGCCGCCUGGCCGACGCCCCGACGGCACGUUUCUCCGGGCUGUUGCGCGACGCUUCGUUGUGCUCUGACGAGCCGCCGUCGGGGCUGGGCUUGCUGGACACGGAGCUGUCCGAGGGCGGCCGCAGCCCGUCGUCGGGGGGACCCCUGCUGGCGCCCUCGCUCUCCCUCGACGGGGCGGCCGGGGGCCGGCGCUCUGGCUACAUCACCCUGGGCUACCGCGGCUCCUACACCAUAGGGCGGGAGAUGCCAGCCGACGCCAAGUUCCGAAGGGUGGCACGUAUCACUGUCUGUGGCAAGACGGCCCUGGCCAAGGAGGUCUUCGGUGACACCCUCAACGAGAGCCGCGACCCCGACCGGCCCCCUGAGCGCUACACGGCUCGCUACUACCUCAAGUUCAAUUUCCUCGAGCAGGCCUUCGACCGUCUGGGUGAGGCCGGCUUCCGCAUGGCUGCCUGCUCGUCCACCGGCACCUGCGCCUUCGCCCCUGAGCUGGGCGGCCCGGCCGAUGACAAGAUCUGGACCAGCUACACCGAGUACGUUUUCUGCAGGGACUGAGGACGAAAAGAACAAGGCGACGAGUCCCACCCCUGUGAGGACACUCAAGGCGGCUUACAAACUCCUUCCCUUCCUCUCCCCUGCCGGAGGGGGCAACCCAUGUCGGCCUUUCAGACGUGUGCUGGGCGAUCUGUGUGUCGAGAGCCCCCCAGCGUGCAUCUGACAUGACCCUGUGCAGUACUGUCCUGGCCAAGGGUUUCGGGUGCCUUUACCCACUGUAUGGCAGGCAGGAUUUGGGUAGGAUUUGCUGCCUGGUGUGGCCCUGCUGUUUGAGAUCUUAGGGAAGUUGUAGCUUGGUGAGACCGCAUCUAUGGAAGUUCUCAAGUCCAAUCUCCAGUGUAAAGGAACAGGUGGUAGAGGAAUCUCUAUCUGAGACCCAGAGAGCUGCUGCUGGCCUGAGUAAACAAUACUGACUUUGAUGGACCAGGAGUGUCAAGCUUGCCCGGCAGAAGAACUCAUCAGUGUGACUUGGCCUGAUGUCUCCUUGAAGGGCCAAUUCAACUGGAGGCUGGCUAGGCAGAGCUGUCCUUCCCCACCCCCUCCCCCCAUGGUGUAACUCUGCACAUUCUCAGAGCCUACAGCCUACAGCAAGAUACUGUGUGUUUAGUUAGCUCAUGUGGGGGUCCUCUUCUGGUGUGUUUUAGUGGGCCUGGCGCAGGUUACAGCCCCUUUGAAACUAAAGAGUGCCUGGGGAAGUUCUCUGCCUUGCCACCCUCGGUGUGAAAUGGGGCUCAGCCCAGCUGCUACCUGUGACAGGUGCUCCAUUUGCACAUCAGGGUGGGAACUGCCUUGGCUGCAGCCGUCAGGCACGAUAACUUGGCUCACAGUGCCGCUUUGUGCUGGUUUUCAAAGGCAAAUGCCUCUUCUGCCUCACCAGCAUCAUAUUUACAUCAGAUCUAAUAUGUAUUUUAAAAAAUCUUGGUAAAGUAAAACCAAGCCCUGUGGCUCAGAGUGGUCAGCGGCAGUACUGCAGUCCAAGCUCUGCUCACAGCCUGAGUUUGAGGCCAGAGGAAGUCAGGUUCAGGUAGGCAGGCCUAGGCUGGUCCCUCCGAAGUCAGUGAAAAGUGAAUCACACCGGGGGUAAAGAGUACCCUGUAAAUCACAGUCUGCCUAGUCAAUGUCUUGAUGUGACAUUAUCCAUGGGUCAGUAAUGACCUGGUGCUUGUGCAGGGGGCUACCUUUACCUUUAUAGCAAAGCCACCCCUUCUGUGUAACCCUGCGAGGUGUAGGUGUUCUCCAUGUGUAGUCUUGGCGGGGCUAGCCUCACCUCAAAAUGGUUGAGUGGCUCCCUGGUGUAUUCCUUCCCCCCCCCCCUCCAUAGAUUUGUUUUGUGAUGGUCCCUUCAUGAUUCUGCCUGUUUCCACACACAGAGAUGAUUCUCCAUGUAGCUCUUGCAAAUGCAGAGGUAUUUGCAGGGGUAACAUAGCCGACACAACAGCUUUCUUUACUGCCAUAUUCUCUUCCCUGCAGCUUUUUUUUUGGGGGGGGGGUGAGGAAUUUCUAGAUUGUUUUAAUAUUAGAGCACUGUAGUAAUUGAUUGCAGCAACUUACCAGUUCCCAGCUUCCUUAAAAAAAUCAAGUAUCUAGCCCUUUUAUUGCGAAGAUAUAAAGGGAAAUAUGCAGCUUGCACAUGUUACCUUAUAACUUUGUGAGGAAAAAUGGCUAGAGACAUUAAAAUUAACAGUGAAACUAAUAGUUAUUUAACAAUGAAUUAUGUGUGCUAAGAUUUUGCGGAGAUACCUAAUUGUAUAACUGUGUUUUCUUUUGCUUCUGAAUGGCCCAUGGGCUGUCAUAAAAGCUGAACUGAAGCUAGGGACUUUUAAAAAAAAGAUGGGAACUUCCACAUUGCUUCUAUAGAUUAUUGUUUUGUUUAUAUUUUUAAAUUUGGAGCCCACUUUCCCCCCUCAUUGUGAACUUAUCACAUCGUUCUCUCCGCCUCCAUGUUAAUGUCUGAACUGUGAGGUGAGGUUAGGUCAUUAUAAUGUUAAGCUAUGGCUAUUAGUCAAUUACUAGUUUACCCCCUUCCUUUAAAAAAUCCCUUUAGGGGCAGGCUUGGUGGGUAGAGGCAAGGAUAAUGGUGGCUGGAAUGGAUGGGAUUGCAAAAAUAUGCACCUCCCAGCCCACAUGACAUCUGAAGGCACUUUGCUUAUGAUCUUUCCCAGAAGAGCAUACUGAGACAGAUUUGGGAAAGACCGCAGCACAGUGUGUACAUUUGGAGGCGGGCGUGACAAAUCGAAGGUGACAUCAUGCGGCUGCUCCUCCAAACGUUUCUGCUGUGCUGAUGCAGAGCAAAACGUUCACGUGGGAACAGCCUCUGAAUGGUAAACUCCUGUACCCCUCACGUGCUCAUCCAAAGAAUGCCUUCUGUAUACAGGAUGGGAGGGAAGGUCCCCUUAUUCUCCCCUUUAGCUUUGCUAGAGAGCAUUGUGAAUGCCCCUGAUGGCUCUUUCUGUAUCUAGUGCGCUUCCCAAAGGCCACCUUGCACGCAGUGUGGGGUGUCUGUUUAGGUCACUUGCUCUUGUGCGUUGUAGAUUACUAUCCCUGGUCCCUUCCGCACAUACAGAAUAAUGCACUUUCAAUCCACUUUCAAUACACGUUGCAAUUGGAUUUUACUGUGCGGAAUAGCAAAAUCCACUUGCAAACAAUUAUGAAAGUGGAUUGAACGUGCAUUAUUCUGCAUGUGCGGAAGGGGCCCCUGUUACCUUUCCUUUUUUGUGGUUGCUACUCAGAGGUCUUCCCUCUCAGUUGGGAGGCAUAACACAAUGCCUCCAGAAAAGACAAUUCUUUUGGCAUACUUGUGGUGCCUCCCGCAUAGCUUUCUCACUUGUCCUGUCAUACCUGUGUUCUCCUGAUGAUGAUAAAGAAGAGUUUGGAUUGAUAUCCCCCCUUUCUCUCCUGUAAGGAGAGUCAAAGGGGUUUACAAAUUCCUUUCCCUUCUCCCCUCACAAAAACACCCUGUGAGGUGGGUGGGGCUGAGAGAG